This is a messenger RNA of Larimichthys crocea (large yellow croaker), 3410 nucleotides long. RefSeq names its product dishevelled-binding antagonist of beta-catenin 2 (gene dact2). Bases 481 to 3066 code for a protein of 861 amino acids. Gene Ontology annotation, biological process: negative regulation of nodal signaling pathway. The record is from RefSeq and is a predicted model, not a curated record. Gene Ontology annotation, cellular component: cytoplasm. NCBI's taxonomy places the organism in Eukaryota, Metazoa, Chordata, Actinopteri, Sciaenidae. The transcript is spliced from 4 exons.
GUCUCAUGAUGAGACACGAUGAGAGGGCAUGUGACUUCAAAUCACUUACAGUCUUUGACAAAGUUGAUCACACAUCUCUGGGUAGGCACUAGGGAGAAUAAUAACAACAAUAGAAUAGUGUAAAUGGCAUAAUAAUAUGCUCAUCGUGCCAUGUGGCAUUAUGCAGAUGAACUUAGUACAUGCCUGGGCAGCCCCACUGAGGACUUGAAUGGGGAGGAUUAAUACCAGAUGUUCAUUGGGACCCAGUGGGCAGCCAAUAGAGAGGAGGGCCAUUUGGUCUGUGGGAGGAGCUCAGUCUCUCCUCUGAGCUCAAGAUUUAUUCUAACAGGUAGUUCAAAAAACCAAACAGGUCAACAGCAGCAGCAGCAGCAACAGCAGCAGCAGCAGCAAGACAUAGACUAACGAAGCGGUUAUCCUGUGUGGAGGACGUUUCUUUAACCGCAUUGUAUUUCUGGAUAUGCCCGGACGCCGCUCUCCAGCAUGCUGAGCAGGAAAGGUUCUUGUGCGGGGAUGAUGAGUGCUGCAGCCGGAGUAGACCGCAGCAGGGUCGGGGAGAGGCUGCAGGCGGCUCUGGCCGGUCUGCAGGAGCUGCAUCUGCUGAAGGACAGACAGAGAGACAUGGUGAGCUGGGCGCUGAGGGUGGACCGAGAGGAGCCGGUCACUUCUGUCCACGCAGGCCCGGAGGGUCCUAUGAUGAUGAUGAUGGGGGCUGAGGAACAGCGCCUGGAGGCGACCCUGACAGCCCUGAAGCAACAGCUGUCUCGUCUUCGGAAACAGGAUGUAGGCCUGAAGACUCACUUGCAGCAAUUGGAUCAACAGAUCAGUGAGCUGAAGCUGGAUGUGAGCAAGGCCUCCACAGAGCAGCUGGAGAGUGACAGCAGGCCAAGUUCAGGUUUCUAUGAGCUUAGUGAUGGCGGCUCUUGCUCGUUGUCCAACUCCUGUACCUCUGUGUACAGCGAGUGUCUGUCAUCUUCCCAGACAAGCCUCCUUCCCCUUCCCAUGAGCCCUGCUAAUUCUUACAUUAGCCCUCCAUCACAAGCUGAUGUAUGUCGCCGGCGUUCUGCUGAUGAGAGCACUACCCAGCCCAACCCGCCGCGGGCCACUGGCCUCCACCUGGGCAGCAGCAGGAUCCGAGCAAGCACUACUAGCACCGAACAGGCACGACCAAGACCUGUGUCAACAGGUGAUCUUGAAAGAAUGAUGGCUCAAGGGCUGGGCUACUACAAAUCUGUGGAUGCAAGGAAAGUGUGCACAAACUUGAAGACCUCCACAUUGGAUCCCAAAUUCCAGAACAACUUGGUGUCCCGCAGUGGGACGGAAGUGUAUCACUACCCCAGCCCUCUGCACGCAGUGGCUCUCCAGAGCCCAAUCUUUUCCCAUGGGGCCGACCCAGCCACACCCAGACUCCUAGAGGGCCAAGGAGCCCCAGUGAACGGUUCUGACACCCUCCAGAGGGCACAAAUGGGUUAUGAGACCAAGACCCUGGGUUAUAUUGACAAGCUCCUCCUGCGCAGCUUGAGCAAAAUCCAAAGUGAAACUUGCACCGAAACUAUGCAGACACAGAGUGCCUGUCAUAGGAAGCCCACUGAAAUUGUAACUGUGUUUCCUGAAGCGUCACAAAAAGAGGUGUCGAUGCUGGAGCCUCUUCCAGCACAGACCACAAACACCAUCUCGAUAGAUAGCAACCAGAAGAGACACUGCAUGACAUACUCCAGCCAAGAGCUAGCUGAUAACACAAACCAUAAAGAUUCAGUGAGAGCCCCAGAAGCCUCAUACCGAUACUCUUAUCCUGCUGCCACAAGGGAAUACAGCUCUGAUGAGGUCACCACUUCAUCCCUGAGGACAAAUGACAAACCCAAAGGACAAUAUACUAGUGAAACAAGAACCAAUUCAGAGAAAAGGUGUGGGGACAAUCCACAGUCAAUGCAACAAGAGUGGAACGGCCAAAGGCAAAGAAUGGUGAUGGCCCACAGCUCUAGCACAGAGGAGAGCCAAGGCUUUGAGGUUCACACUGGUCACAGAUCCUCCCCUGAGUUUGUCCAUGCCAAAUUUCUCCCUGCUGGAUCUCAGAGGGUCAAGGUGAGACAGGCAGACCGUAAAACCAAAGCUGUGAAACUGAGAAGAAAAAGCAGUGAGAAGCCUAGAGCUGUGAGGCAGCAACAUGGCUACUCCUCCAGUGAAAGGAUCAGAGAGGCCAGUGGUGGAACCAAGGGGGAACAGAGAAGAUCAGGGAAAGGUAAAGUGACCCAGAAAUGUACCACCUGUCACACAGAGGAACGCAGACAGGGCUCAGGCUCAGACUCCAGCCACUGUAGCCCAGGACUCACAUACACCCACAAGGUCCAUCCAAAACCACAUCCCAUCCCUGCUGCUACAAAGUCCAGCAAAAGCCGCAGACUGCAGAGUCUGGAGUAUGAGCAGCCUGUAGAGCAGAGGAAAAGGAGGCAGGGGGCUGCCAAAUGGCCGUCUGAGGUGGAGAUGUUCCAGGCCUCUUGUGCUCAACGUCAGAGGUCAAAAGAUCCCCAUGUUCAAGCACUAGGAAGCAUGCAGAUGGUCCGUAGUGUGAGUGCCAAGCAAGGCCAGUGGAUAGCUCCUCGCUCCUUCCAGUCCUCCAUGUCCUCUAACUCUUUUCUCCACAAUCUUAAUGCCAGAUACCCCCCAGCACCCUUCCAUAUGUCCAGCCACUAUCCACCCAGAUGUGAAUCUGAAUAUUCGGCCGAAUGUGCCUCACUGUUUCACUCCACCAUUGCUGAGAGCAGUGAGGGUGAGAUGAGUGAUAACACCACCAAUCGGUUUGGAGAUAGCGAGUCCAGCCAAAGCUAUCAGUCCUUCUCGGACUCUGACAGCAGCCUGUCCCUGGACGAGGACGACCAGGUGGACAGCCAGGGGGAGGAGAGAGGUCUGGUAUGGGCUGAGGCUGCUCUAGGGCCCACUGCCGCUGGACUGCCCCUCCAGCAGCUCCCACGCCCCGAGCCAUCAGCCUGCCGCAUCAAAGCUUCCCGAGCCCUAAAGAAGAAGAUUCGUCGGUUCCAGCCUGCCUCCCUGAAGGUCAUGACCCUGGUGUAGCAAAUUUCCCCCUGGGCAGAAUGAAAACUGUUAGGAAAACAAGGAGAACUGUGGGAAAUGCUUCCAAAACUGUUUGGAAUGAUCUCACCUGGUCCCUCAGCACAACACCCUUAAUCAUCACAGAGAAGCAACAGUUGGACUGUAUCGGUGCACUGAUAGUUAAAACAAACAAAAAAAAGUUAAGAAUUUACAAUGGUUGGAUCUGAAACUGUAAAAAUGGUGCAUAAACAUGUACAUAACACAAUUAUUACACUUACACUUUGUAGAUAUUUAUGUUACAAUUAAAGUUUCUCAUAGCAUGUGACUGCAAUUGACAAUUUCAUGUAUAUGUAUAAUUAUAUGUA